UGCAAAAAUAAUUAGCUGUGUACCGAAAAACGAAAAACCAAAUCGAAAAACUAGUUCUAGCAUUCACCAAAUGAAGUAAAAUUUAAACUACAAAUUCCAUAACUCUUUGCAUUUGUUUUCUAUUGCAAUUUUAUACAUGUGAAUGUUUAUUUAAUGGAUUGACUAGGGAACACAGUUAUUACUCUCUUCUCUAUGAUUGUAAUUGCAAAAAAAUAAAUAAACAAAAAAUCAUUUACUGAAUCAAAAUGAAUGUGACUCCUGGAUAAAUUGAAUAAAUUAAAUUACCAAAUCGGAAGUCAGCAUUGAAUGUCCCGUUCUGCCGGUAUUCCGAAUCCGAAUAUUCUCAAAAUAAAUUUAGGUUAGGUGAAGUGUCAAACUGGUUUUAAAAAGUGGCGUUAGGACGCUAAGAAUCGGCAGUGUUUUUAUCGUUUUUAUGUGAAAAAUACGAUAGAAAAAAUGAGUAAAAGACGAAGGACUAGCUCUAUAGCUAGUAGAGGACACGAGGAAGAUUCCCUUGAUAGUUUAGAAGCUUCUACAAGUAGUGGUCCCACUAUGAGAAAAAGGAGCAAAAAGCAGGAUCCAAUGGAACUAUGUCAACAAUUGUAUGAUACUAUAAGAACCCACAAAAAAGAGGAUGGAACUCUUUUAUGCGAUUCUUUCAUUCGAGUUCCGAAGAGACGACAAGAACCUGGUUAUUAUGAAGUAGUUACAAAUCCCAUGGAUUUACUGAAAGUUCAACAAAAAUUGAAAACAGACGAGUAUGAAGAUAUUGACGAUUUACAAAACGACAUAGAAUUGAUAGUAAGCAAUACCAAAGCUUUUUAUAAGAAAAAUUCACAGGAACACAGGGAUGCCUUGGAUUUGUGGUCUUUAUUCCUAUCAAAUAAAAACAGGCUGCUGAAUUUUAAAGAAGAGGAGGUCGAGGUCAAAACAAGAUAUGCUCGUUCAAAAAAAAGAUCCCUUCCUGAAAAAAUGGACAUUGAUCAUUCCGAAGAUACAUCUGAAAGUUCUGCUAAUCUUGAUGAAGAAGUCAGUGUAUAUGAGGAACUUUUCACUGCUGUUAUGACAGCUACAGAUUCGGAUAACAAACCGUUACAUACAGUAUUUCAACUUCUACCUUCGAAAAAGAAAUACCCUGAAUAUUACGAACAUAUAGAUAACCCAAUAGAUCUGAAGAUGAUCGCCCAAAUGAUCCAGAACAACGAUUAUUUAAAUCUGGGCGAAUUGGAGAAAGAUUUGAUUUUGAUGACAAAUAAUGCAUGUCUCUUCAAUGAACCCGGUUCCCAAAUUUACAAGAACGCUAAGGCAUUGAAAAAGAUCAUACAAAGUAAAAAGAUCGAAGUGGAACAUGCAAAAUCUGCCACAGGAAAAAGUAGUGAACGGAUCAGAAAUAAACGUCUUCGUGGCAGCACCUGUCUUUCUGCAGUGACAGCAGCUCUGAGAGACGAAGAAUCUGAUACAGAAAUGGAACCUGAGGAAUCCUUAGAGGACGAGCAAGCAAGAGACCCUGCCGAUGCAGAAAACCCUCAGUGGAUCCUCUUCGACACUAUCAAGAAUGCCACAAAUAACACAGGUCAAAAUAUGAGUGAACCAUUUUGGAAGUUGCCCAGUAAAAGGUUCUAUGCCGAUUAUUACAAAGAAAUAAAGAAUCCUUUAUCUUUGACCCAAAUCAGAAAGAAGUUGCAAAAUAAGCAAUAUGGAACUUUGAGCGAAGUAGCUGGAGACAUGACUAUCAUGUUUGAGAACGCCAAAAAGUACAAUGUUCCAAGUUCGAAGCUGUAUAAGGAUGCAGUAAAACUACAAAAGAUCAUGCAGGGCAAAGUACAAGAACUACUUGAUAUAAAUCAGGAUACAGACAGUGAGAUUGAAAGUGAAGAGAAAACCAGAAGAAAGCCUGGUCCUAAGCCUAAGAACCCGCCACCUGUCAUUACCCCCACCAGGGGAAGACUACCUAAAGAUACUCUUCCUCUAAAAAAGAAGCUUCACGCUAUCGCCAAACAUCUGCUGGAUUUCUCUUGUGAAGAUGGCAGACAACCGAUGCUCGGUUUCAUGGAAAAACCAUCGAAGAAAUUGUAUCCGGAUUAUUACGAAGUGAUCCAGGAACCCAUAGAUUACAUGGAGAUCGAAUCAAAGAUAAAGGCCGAUCAGUAUAGUUCGGAAUCUGAUCUGGUGAAAGACUUCAAGUUGAUGUUUGCAAACUGUCGCCAGUACAACGAGGAAAAUUCACCCAUCUAUGAAGAUUCGAAUAUUCUGGAGAAGUAUCUUUUGGACAAGGUGGCUCAGACAGUUAUCGUUACUCCAGAGAAGAAGGAGAAGGCUGUAGUCAAGACGGUACGACCAAGAAAAAUCAAUCCUCCAAUCGACAAGAAUUUGAGGAUGUUGUAUGAUACAAUAAGGGAUUAUAGGGAACCCAAGGCUAAUAGACAGCUUGCUUUGAUUUUCAUGAAAUUGCCGUCUAAAAAUGAUUACCCCGAUUACUACGAGGUGAUCAAGAACCCGAUGGACAUGGAGAAGAUAGCGCAAAAGCUGAAGACUAGCUGUUACGAUUCCGUGGACGAUCUGGCCUCUGAUUUCAUCCUCACGUUCGACAACGCCUGUAAGUACAACGAACCUGACUCGCAGAUCUACAAGGACGCGUUGGUCCUUCAGCGGGUGUGCCUCCAAACCAAGCUGCAGCUGAAGGAGAGCGAUGAAAAUGUACCCGACGUUCAAGCCGCAGUCAACGACAUCCUCCUCAACCUGUUCACGAACGUUUACAACCACCAGGAUGUUGACGAGAGGUGCUACUCUGAUUCCUUGGCGGAGCUGCCAGAACACGAUGAAAUAGACGGGAAAAAAGUACGCGCCCUCUCGAUGGACCUGAUAAAGAGACGGCUGGACAAGGGACUGUACAAGAGGCUGGACGUCUUCCAGGACGACUUCUUCGCCUGUCUAGACCGAGCGCGGAGGCUCUCAAGAACCGACUCCCAGGUGUUCGAGGAUUCGGUCGAGAUGCAGAGCUUCUUCAUCAAGCAGAGGGACGAGCUGUGCAAGCACGGCGAGCUGCUGCAGUCCACGGCCUUGAACUACACCCUGGCGGAUCUGACGUCCGCCGUCGAGGCGCUGAAGCAGAGCAAGCUGCUCCAGGAGUCGCUGGAAGAGGAGACGGAGACCAGAAGCUCGGACGAUUCGAUAAUAAAGGAGACCACGAACAUGAGCAUGGGGGAGUCCAUGACGUGCAACCAGCAGACGUACAAGGUUGGGGAGUUUGUCUACAUGGAAUCCAAGGAGAAAGGCUGCGAACCCCAUAUUUUACUAAUCGAGAGGCUGUGGAGCAAUAACGGUCAACAGAUGUUGUAUGGGAACUUUUAUCUGAGACCAGCAGAAACAUAUCAUCUGACCACUAGGAAGUUUUUGGAGAAGGAGGUGUUCAAAUCUGAUUGUCAUGUGGCAACGCCCUUGGAAGACGUUAAAGAUAGAUGUUGUGUAUUGAGUGUCAAACAGUAUUUCACCAUGAAACCAGAAGGUUACGAAGAGAAGGACAUCUACGUUUGCGAAUCCAGAUACUCCACUAAAGCGAGAUGCUUCAAGAAGAUCAAAAUAUUCCCGGAGAAUCCCAACUUAAAACUGGUCCCUAGGGAAGUGCCUCUGGAACCUAAAAGGGUCGUUUCCGUGUUCAGAGAAAGAGUUGAGAAACACAAGGACGAAUUGGCCGAAUUACAAGAACAGGAAAGGCUAAUCGAAAAGGAGAAACCUAAUGUGGUGACCUUCGCCGAUGUGGAGAUGGAUAACGGAAACACCUACUACGAACAGUAUAACACAGUGUGCAGCGGUGUGGUGAAGACUGGUGACUUCGUUUAUGUGGCUGCUGACGGUGGCAAACAGAUGAUAGCUCAGAUUUGCAGUAUUUGGGAUACGCCAGACGGCAAGUGCUACUUCCGCGGCCCCUGGUUCGUCACCCCCUCGGAGAUACCCCACCAUCCGAGCAAGACCUUCUACAAGCAGGAGAUGUUCCUCUCCUCCAUGGAGGACACCCACCCCAUCGUGGGCAUAGUGGGCCGUUGCUCGGUCCUCGACUACAACGACUACAUCUCCUGCCGGCCGACGGAGAUACCGGAAAACGACGUCUUCGUCUGCACCUCCAUCUACGACGAGAUGACCAGGCAGACGCGGAAGCUGCUAGCCGACGGCCUGAAGAAGGUGGCGCACAGCCCCCAGGUGACGGAGGACGAGGUGUACUACUUCACGCGCAUCAUAAGCCCGCCCCGAGCGACGGCGGUGGCCACGCCCACCAUCGUGGAGACGGUCAAACCGGCGGUCACGCCCAUGGAGGUGGAUCCGAUGACGCCCCAGCAGGUGACAAAGCUGACAGACAUGGACAUCCUGAUCGAGGACUCGAUGGACGGCGGACCGCCAUCGGUUGGGUCUGGCGAGAUGGCGCCAGCGACGCCGGUGUCUAGCAGCGUGACGGCAACACCGCUGACGUCGAAGAAGAAACCCCAGAAGAACAAGGUGGUAACCGGCUACAUCCUCUACUCGAGAGAGUACAGAAAGCAGAUCGUGCAGAACAACCCAGAGUCUAAGUUCGGCGAGAUCAGUCGCAUAGUGGGCGUGGAAUGGAGAUCUUUGCCCGCCCACGAGAAGCAGAUGUGGGAGGAGAAAGCUUCCAAGAUGAACGAGGAGACCAAGGCCAAUCUGCUGCUGGAAGAACAGUGCGCCAGUCCUGCUGCAUCUCCUGCUCCUGCUCCGCCUAACCCAGACAUGGUGUACGAGUGCCAAUGGGACAAAUGCGACUUCCAGUUCGAGGAAUUGUCCGACUGUCUGGAACACUGCGUGAAGGACAGGGAGAGCCAGGGCCACGUGCAGGCCUACUUCCAGGCCAACCCCGAUGCCGAGCUGCAGUGCCAGUGGAAGACCUGCCUGAGGCACAACAAGAAGAACCUGCAACCUUUUCCAAAUCUAGCACGUCUAGUGCGACACGUCAGGGACAUGCACAUCAACAAAGGCAACGGAAGGGUGGUGCCACCUAGCGAGAGAAGCAAGAACUUCAAGCCUUCCAGUAAGCCUACGUCUGCUUCACGAACAACUGCUUCGACUGCCCAAAAUCCUUCAACAUCUACACCACCAGCAGCAUCUCCACCAGUACCACAGAAACAGCAAGAACCGAUCUUUAUAUCGGUUCCUCCAAGACCUCAAAGAGUUCUUCAUUCGGAGGCAUAUAUCAAGUAUAUAGAAGGACUCCAAGUGGAUAACAAGUUUAUAUCUCCAUGGGAGAAGGUUUUACAUGCCAACCAGGAAAAUACCCCUGUACCAGAUGCAGAGAAAUUGCAGAACGUAACUACGUGGUUGGGAAAGAAGGCAGAUCAACAGGAGAAUGUUGUGUCUGCUCUUUGGGCCCUCAGGAAUCAAUUGAUGAAGGACACUUUGGGGUUGUACAAGAGAUACACAUAGGAUGCUUUAGGAACGCCUUUUGAGAGGUGUGGUGAAGAUAAGCAGAUAACUUAUUAUAUUAGAUGUUUUUAUUUGUAAAACGAAUGUGAUUUGUUUAUUGGUUACUCGAAUAAUAUACAUAGUUCAGUGUAAUUCAGAUAUUAAUUUGGUGUUACCUGAAUAAAAAGCUUUUUUUUU
This is a messenger RNA of Harmonia axyridis, 5607 nucleotides long. RefSeq names its product protein polybromo-1. Lineage: Eukaryota; Metazoa; Arthropoda; Insecta; Coleoptera; Coccinellidae. The record is from RefSeq and is a predicted model, not a curated record. Gene Ontology annotation, biological process: chromatin remodeling. Gene Ontology annotation, cellular component: RSC-type complex. Gene Ontology annotation, molecular function: protein binding; chromatin binding. The transcript has 20 exons. Bases 457 to 5430 code for a protein of 1657 amino acids.